Molecule: messenger RNA, 1649 nt
Organism: Nannospalax galili (Upper Galilee mountains blind mole rat)
Lineage: Eukaryota; Metazoa; Chordata; Mammalia; Rodentia; Spalacidae
Gene: Cdkn1b
Product: cyclin dependent kinase inhibitor 1B
Exons: 3
Coding region: 465-1064 (199 amino acids)
Biological process (GO): regulation of cell cycle; G1/S transition of mitotic cell cycle; negative regulation of cell population proliferation
Cellular component (GO): nucleus; cytoplasm
Molecular function (GO): cyclin-dependent protein serine/threonine kinase inhibitor activity; protein-folding chaperone binding
Source: RefSeq, a predicted model, not a curated record
AAAAAAAAAAAAAAAGUGGGGCUCGUCUCUUCGGGGUGUUUUUCUCUCCCCCAUCCGCUGUGCCCACUUGCUCGCGACUCCGGGACUCGCGCGGCGCCCAGGUUUGCAGAGAGGCUGCGGGACCCGCGGGCUCGCCCGGGCCUGCGCCGGGACUGGCUUCGCCACCUCCUCCAGCCUCCUCCCCUCCCUUCCCCGCCCUCCCGUACACUUGAUCGCCGAGCCUUGGGCGGCGCAGCCGGGGCGUCCCCGCGCUCCCUCCCCCAGACCUGCGCGCUCCUGCGGCUCGGCCGGUCGCUAGUCCCGCUCGGUUCCACUGGACUCCCGCGGGCCAGUCGCUGGGCUUCGAGGAGAGCUUCGCGCUGCGGCCCCGGGCAUCUCGCUUGGGUUCAGUUUUGUUUAUUAUUACUAUUCUUUUCUCGAGAGUGCGCGCCUAGGCGGUGGUCCAGACCCGCCCGGGGAGGAAGAUGUCAAACGUACGAGUGUCUAACGGGAGCCCCAGCCUGGAGAGGAUGGACGCCAGACAAGCGGAGCACCCCAAGCCCUCCGCCUGCAGAAACCUCUUCGGCCCGGUUAAUCACGAAGAGUUAACCCGGGACUUGGAGAAGCACUGCCGAGAUAUGGAAGAGGAGAGUCAGCGCAAGUGGAAUUUCGAUUUUCAGAAUCACAAGCCCCUGGAGGGCAGAUACGAGUGGCAGGAGGUGGAGAAGGGCAGCUUGCCGGAGUUCUACUACAGACCCCCGCGCCCCCCGAAGGGCGCCUGCAAGGUGCCGGCGCAGGAGAGCCUGGAUGUCCACGGGAGCCGCCAGGCGCUGCCUUUAAACGGGUCUCAGGCAAACUCUGAGGACUCGCAUUUGGUGGACCAAAUGCCAGACCCAUCCGACAGCCAGGCGGGGUUAGCUGAGCAGUGCGCAGGGAUGAGAAAGCGACCUGCAACAGAAGAUUCUUCUUCGCAAAACAAAAGGGCCAACAGAACUGAAGAAAAUGUCUCAGACGGUUCCCCAAACGCUGGUUCUGUCGAGCAGACACCCUCUAAGAAGCCUGGUCUUCGAAGACGGCAAACGUAAACGACUCGAAUUAAGAAUGUUUCCUUGUUUAUUAGAUGCAUCACUGCUUGAUGAAGCAAGGAAGAUAUACAGGAAAAAAAAUUUAAAUACAUAUGGCUGACUCCAUGGAAUGGACAUCUUGUAUAAGCACUGAAAAGCAACAACAUAAUAACACUAAAAAUUUUAGGCACUCUUAAACGAUCUGCCUCUAAAAGCAUUGGAUGUAGCAUUGCGCAAUUAGGUCUUUCCUUAUUUGCUUCACUGUACUACCUGUGUAUAUAGUUUUUACCUUUUAUGUAGCACAUAAACAUCGGGGAAGGGAGGGCAGGGUGGGGCUGAGGAAUUGGCAUGGGUAGGGGGGAGGAUUGAAGAAUUUGCUUCAGUUACUAGCAAGGAGAAAAAUAUUUGACUUGCAUGAAGAGAAGCAAUUUUGGGAAGGGUUUGAAUUGUAUUCUUUAAAGGUAUAAUGUCUCUUUCAAUGAGAACUGAUACUUUAUUUUUAAAAUAAUCAAAAUUUCAAUACUGGCUACAAAUAGUUACUAUUUAUCUUUACAUGAAGCUUAAUCUCAUUUGGGAGUUCUGACCAUUCCGUUAUGUAGCAACAAA